CCAUCUUUUUGGGUCAAACUUCAUAUGACUGUCUUGUGCGAUUUCAUCCCAUACAACAUGGCUGCCGAUAUAACAGCAAAAUCAGUCUUAGAUAGAAUCACAAAAAGACAUCUCAAAUGUCACAUCUGCACUGACCACUUGAAAGAGCCCAAGAUGCUCGAGUGUUCUCAUUCAUUUUGUUUGUCGUGUCUUCACCAGCUGGCAAAGAAAGAGGAGAGAUCAAGUCACAUGCUCACAUGCCCAAUGUGUCGAGGACAAACUUUAUUGACAGGUAAAGGAGUUGUUGAUCUCCGUACUGACUUCAAGAUGACGUCUCUGCUUGAGGAGAUUAAACAGCAUCAGAAUGCACUUGAAAGACAAAAGGACAAACAAGCUCUGGGUAUAGAAUGGAAUGUACCAGCAUGCAACAAGCAUCCUGAUAAGGGUCUUAUAAUGUAUUGCAACAAAUGUAAGAAGUUAGUAUGCACAACUUGCAUUGGGAAAGACCACACCAAGCAUCCUGUUAUUGAACUGAAUGAAGCUUUAGAGAAAUGCAAACAAGACGCUAAACAACUGAUUGCAAAGCUUGAACGUAAUAAAAUCAAGCUCAUGACCGCUGUUCAAGGUAUCGUGAUGUCUCGUAAGAUGUUGGAUUCCAUGUUAGCCGACACCAAAGAGAAAAUCUGCAAGGGAGCCGAGAACAAGAUUUCCGAGGUCAAAGAGGAGCAGCGACGGCUUAUUCAAGAAGCGGAACAGAUCCAUGAAGAUAGAGUGAAGACCUUUGAAGCCGCUCGGAAAACCAACAGCCAUGAGAUGGAUAAAGCAGAUCACAAACGGGAUGAAGUGAAACAGCUCAUGGAUCAAGGAAACUGCUUUAGUAUUCUCCACCGUAUAGAGAAACUAUUACAAGACCUGAAGGAGUACACAGAGAUUCAGCCGAGCAGAGUGCCUUAUGGUUUAUCCUACAUUGACUUUGAAGAAAGUGGCUCCCUCGGAAGACUACUGCUGCAGGAUGUCGAUGAGCCAAGCCCGAGCCCAACACCUUGUGCAAAGACUACACACCAGACAUGGACGUUGCAAACAGAAACUAUGAAAUACAUGAGUGGAGAAAAUGAGAUGGACAUUAAAUGGGCGUACGACAUUGCAACAUUCUCCAACAAGGAAAUCGUUGUGACAAUUUUCCAAAAUGAUAGCUUGAUAUCGAUCGCACCACAAAGCUCGCCUCAGUCGACCGUCAUUGCACAAAGACUACCAAUCAAUGGACUCUCACAUCCAAGCAGAGUGACUGUAAACAAGAACGCCGAGCUCAUUGUUCUAGAUAACGAAGCAGUUAAAAUCUUCAACAGGGACUAUCAGCCCCUCCAUAAGUUCACACCACGUCCAGGGAAGAACAGCCGACCUUCAUGUCUCGCUGUGGAUGACCACAAUCUGAUAGCAGUUGGGUACAAGAACAAGGAAGAUAUAUCUCUACUCCAACCAAAUGGCUCUCUCAUCAGAACAUUAGCAGCUCCAGGGAUUGGUCGAUACUUAACAACCUACAAGCAGCAACUCAUCUAUACCAACUGGCUCAGCAGAAAGUUGGUGGCAGUAGACUAUGAUGGUGAUAUGGUAUUCUUGGUGGAUAUCAUUGACUCCGGAUGGCCUCAGGGUGUAUGUUGUGAUAAGGAUGGUAGUAUCUAUGUCGCUGUAUGGAACGCUGGGCUAUCAUCAUCAGGUGAGGUCCAGCAGUACGGUCCGGAUGGCAAGUACAUUGGAUGUAUCAUCAAGGAAUGUGAUAACCCAUGGGGGAUUACAUUCACAUCGUCCGAUGACCUGGUAGUGGCUGCAGGAAAAUCGGUUCAAAUCUAUCAAUAUGACUAAGUACAACAACUUGAUUCGCAGCUUGAACAGGCAUGAUAUUUGGUCCUCGGUUCAAAUCUAUCAAUAUGACUAAGUACAACAACUUGAUUCGCAGCUUGAACAGGCAUGAUAUUUGGUCCUCGGUUCAAAUCUAUCAAUAUGACUAAGUACAACAACUUGAUUCGCAGCUUGAACAGGCAUGAUAUUUGGUCCUUGGAAAAGUUUGGAGGACAAAGAAUGACCUAUUUUGUUCAUCUCUGAUUUUUUCCAAGGGCAGAAAUAUCGGAAAAUCAGACUGAAGGGGGAAGAACAUCAUGCCUGUUAAAAUAGCACAAUAAACAUAGUUAGACCAGCAUGUUCAGGUAAAUAUCACACAUUUGUUGUCAGAGAUCUAACAAUCAGAAUCAAGGAUUCAAGUUUGCUCAAAGAUAAAAACAAGACAAUUUCAUAAAGUUGUUAAGCAG
Molecule: messenger RNA, 2282 nt
Organism: Asterias rubens (European starfish)
Lineage: Eukaryota; Metazoa; Echinodermata; Asteroidea; Forcipulatida; Asteriidae
Product: E3 ubiquitin-protein ligase TRIM71-like
Exons: 2
Coding region: 25-1839 (604 amino acids)
Biological process (GO): positive regulation of DNA-templated transcription
Cellular component (GO): chromatin; nucleoplasm
Molecular function (GO): zinc ion binding; ubiquitin-protein transferase activity
Source: RefSeq, a predicted model, not a curated record